Lethenteron reissneri (Far Eastern brook lamprey) is the source of this 10868-nucleotide messenger RNA. RefSeq names its product ATP binding cassette subfamily A member 3 (gene ABCA3). Gene Ontology annotation, molecular function: ATP hydrolysis activity; ABC-type transporter activity; ATP binding. The record is from RefSeq and is a predicted model, not a curated record. Gene Ontology annotation, cellular component: membrane; intracellular membrane-bounded organelle. Lineage: Eukaryota; Metazoa; Chordata; Hyperoartia; Petromyzontiformes; Petromyzontidae. Gene Ontology annotation, biological process: transmembrane transport; lipid transport.
CCCAGUGACGGGCUCCGUGGAUCCGGGUCCCCGCGUCAGCUGAUCGCGCCCGGGGCAGGCGGGCGACAAGCGACACCCGAAACCACCAUAACAACAACAACCACAACAACAACAACCACCACAACAAUAACAACAGCGACAACAACAACCACCACAACAAUAACAACAGCGACAACAACAACCACCACCCCACGAAGCCGGGGCCUGUGGGAACACAGCUGGGUUCGCUGGGGCCGGCGUCUCGCAUGGCGGGCGGAUAGGAGGGGGGGAGACAAAGGCGGACCGUGGCCACAUCGCUGCCGCCACGGCGGUGAAACAGCAGCAGCAGGAGGAGGAGCAGCAGCAGGAGAAGCAGCAGGAGGAGGAGGAGGGGAAGCAGGAGGAGGAGCAUUUGCUGCUCGGGCCUUAUUUGGAAGUCUUCAACACAACAAGAGUCCAGACGUGAACAGCAUGGCCAGACUGUGGCAGCAGUUUGGGUUACUGCUGUGGAAGAACUAUGUACUGCAGAAGCGCCAGGUGCUGGUGACGCUGGUGGAGCUGGCUCUGCCGGCGCUCUUCGCCGCCAUUCUGAUCGCGAUCCGGCAGCGCGUGCCAGAGUCGUCGCACCCCAACGCGACCAUCUACUCGCCGCUGUCCUUGUCGAGCCUGCCCGAGAGCCUCAUGCGGCUCCACUAUUAUCAGUUCCCCGAGUUCCGCGACAAGGGCUGGUUCCUGGCGUUCACCCCGGCCAACGUGACGGCCGUCCACGAUGUCGCAGAGCGCGUCCAGCGAGCCGCCUCCGGCACGCUCACAGCGCUGCCGUUCGAUUCGGAGGCUGAGCUGCUGGCCUUCAUCAAAGCGGACAAUAGGUCGGCGGAGAACGUCCUGGCAGCGAUGGUGUUUGAGAAUCGCUUCGCCCGCGCCGAUGACCCGCUGCCGGAGAAGGUGACGUACUCGCUCCGCUUCAAGUACAGCCCUCGCAACGCGCCUCUCGACGAACAGAGCCAACUCAACCCCAACAGGGACAACGACUGGAUCACCAUCUUCCUCUUCCCCCUGUUCCAGCUGCCGGGCCCGAGGGAGAGACACAUGAAGGAUGGUGGCACGCCAGGUUACUACCGCGAGGGUUUCCUUGCGACGCAGCGCUUCAUCGACGAGGCCAUCACGGCGGCGGCGGCGGAGCGGCUCGGCCGUGCGGCCCCCCGGGCGGCCGUGGAGGUGCAGCGCUUCCCGUACCCGCCGUACCGCGACGACAUCUUCAUCCUCGCCAUCCAGACGCAGCUGCCGCUGCUCCUCAUGCUGAGCUUUGUGUACACGGCGCUGAACAUCGUGCGCACGCUGGUGCACGAGAAGGAGAGCAAGCUCAAGGAGUACAUGAAGAUGAUGUGUCUCAGCAACUGGCUGCACUGGACCGCCUGGUUUCUCAAGUUCUUCAUUUUUUUCCUCAUCUCCGUGUUUUAUAUCACCGUGCUCUUCUGUGUCAAGGUGGGCGAGCGCGGCGCGGUGCUCAACUUCAGCGACCCCACGCUGGUGUUCGUCUUCAUCCUGGCCUUCUCCGUCUCCACCAUCUCCUUCUGCUUCAUGAUCAGCGUCUUCUUCUCCCAAGCCAACGUGGCGGCGACGGCGGGCGCCUUCCUCUACUUCUUCUCCUACAUCCCCUACUUCUUCGUGCUGCCCUGGUACGACCAGAUGAGCCACGUCCUCAAGAUGUCCUCCUGCCUCAUCUCCAACGUCGGCAUGGCCAUGGGGGCCCAGCUCAUCAGCAUGUGGGAGGGCAAAGGCGUGGGCAUCCAGUGGCACAACCUGGGCGAGAGCGUGAGCGUGGACGACGGCUUCACGAUGGCGCACGUGCUCUUCAUGCUGAUGCUGGACGCGCUGCUCUACGGCCUCGUGGCCUGGUACGUGGAGGCCGUGUUUCCCGGAGAGUACGGCGUGCCACAGCCCUGGUACUUCUGCGUGCUGCCGUCGUACUGGCGGGGCACGCAGCGCACGUACCACGUGUCGGCGGGCGACGGUGAAGGAGAGGGCGACGCCGAGGGCCCAACGAGCGAGUUCAUCGAGAGGGAGCCCCUCGGCCUCGCCACCGGCGUCAAGAUCCAGGGCCUCCGGAAGGUGUUUGGGAAGGGGCGGCAUGAAAAGGAGGCUGUGAAGGGGCUGACGCUGAAUAUGUACGAGGGGCAGAUCACGGCGCUGCUGGGGCACAACGGCGCCGGCAAGACCACGACGCUGUCCAUCCUCACAGGCCUCUUCCCGCCGAGCGGCGGCACUGCGCUCGUCAACGGCUACGACAUCCGCUACGACAUGACGCUCGUGCGCAAGAGCCUGGGCCUGUGCCCGCAGCACGAUGUGCUGUUCCCCGACCUCACCGUGGAGGAGCACCUCUCCUUCUUCGCCAAGCUCAAGGGCUGCCCGUACGAGCGCGUGCCGGACGAGGUGAGCGCCAUGCUCGCCGCCCUGCAGCUCGAGGACAAGCGGAAGGCGCGCGCCUCGGCGCUCUCUGGCGGCAUGAAGCGCAAGCUCUCCAUCGGCAUCGCCUUCAUCGGCGACCCCAAGGUGGUGCUGCUGGACGAGCCGACGUCGGGCAUGGAUCCGUGCGCUCGCCGCGCCACCUGGGAGUUGCUGCAGCGGCAGCGAGCGGGCCGCACCGUGCUGCUCACCACGCACUUCAUGGAGGAGGCCGACGUGCUGGGGGACCGCGUCGCCAUCGUCGCACACGGACGCCUCCAGUGCUGCGGCUCGUCGCUCUUCCUCAAGCGCAAAUACGGGGCCGGGUACCACAUGGUGGUGGUGAAGCAGCCGGAGGCGGACGUCGCGUGGAUCUCCAAGCUCGUGCACAGCCACGUGCCGGAGGCCAACCUCUCCAGCAACGCCGGCGCCGAGCUCGCCUACAUCAUGCCAGCCGACACCUCCCACAGGUUCGAGGGGCUCUUCACGGAGCUGGAGCGCCGGCGGGACGAGCUGGGCAUCAACAGCUACGGCGUGUCGGUCACCACCAUGGAGGAGGUGUUCCUGCGCGUGGGCAAGCUCGCCGACUCGGCGCUGGACGCGCAGGCCAGGCAGCUGCCGCACCUGCACUACCAGCACGAGCGGCGCAUGCAUGACCUGACGGCCGAGACGGACAGCAUCAGCGCCUCCAUGGACGACACGAGCACCCUGGUAUCCGAGGACCUGUCCAGCAUCAAGCUCAACACCGGGAUGUGGCUGCUGCUGCAGCAGUGCCGCGCCAUGUUCCUCAAGCGCGCCGUCUACUGCUGGCGCAACUGGAAGGUGAUGGUGGCGCAGUUCCUGGUGCCGCUCAUCUUCACGACGGUGGCGCUGGUGGUGGCGCGCACGCUGCCCGGCCCGCGCGACUCCCCGUCCCUCGACCUGUCGCUGGCGCGCUACGGCGCCCACGUCACCGUGCCGUACGCGCUGGCGCCCGGCGCUGGGCCGGAGGCCGUGAGCGUCGCCCUCGAGUACCGGCGGCAGAUCGCGGAGAUGCGGACGGCCACGGCCGUGUUUGUCAACGACGAUGUCAAGUACCCGGGAGGCGACAUCUGGGACUACCUGGUGGACAAUGCGGAGGCGGAGGGCGGCUCCUUCAACACGCACUGCGUCGUGGGGGCGGCCGUGGCCGGAGCAGGAGCGAACGGCAGUGGCGGCGUGAGCGUCACGGCGCUCUUCAACGGGCAGGGCUUCCACACGCCGGCCACCGCCCUGCUGCUCGUCGACAACGCCCUGCUGAGGCACGCCGUCGGGGCCAACCACUCCAUCUCCGUGCGCAACUACCCGCUGCCUCGCAACGUCACGGAGAGAGCCAUGGACCAGUUUCACGAGGGCCAGACGGGCUUUGCGGUGGCCUUCAACCUCAUGUACGGGCUGGCGUCGCUGGCGAGCACCUUCGCCCUGCUGCUGGUGACGGAGCGCGCCACCCGCGCCAAGCACAUCCAGCUGGUGAGCGGCGUGCGCGCCGUCUCCUACUGGCUCACCGCGCUGCUCUGGGACCUCUUCAACUACAUGAUCCCCUGCUGCUGCAUCCUGCUGGUGUUCCUGGGCUUCGAGGUGAAGGCGUACACGGCGGGCGCACACCUGCUGCUCGUGCUGCUCAUCCUGCUGCUGUACGGCUGGGCCGUCAUCCCGCUCAUGUACCUGCUGCAGAACUUCUUCAGCUCCUCGGCGACCGCCUACACCCGCCUCAGCAUGUUCAACGUCCUCUCGGGCACCGCCAGCUUCCUCUCCGUCAACAUCCUGCGCAUUCCAGAGCUGGGGCUUCUCGAUCUGUGCCACACCCUGGACAAGGUGUUCCUGAUGCUGCCCAACUACUGCCUGGGCCAGUCCCUCAACUACUUCUACGAGAACUACCAGUUCAUCCAGAUCUGCAACAGCAGCAUCCUGGCGCAAAUCCUGUGCCGCAAAAACAACAUCACGUACCAGCUGGACUACCUGGCGUGGCAGCCGUACGGCGUGGGGCGCUACCUGACGCUCAUGGCCGUGCAGGGCGCCACCUACCUCCUGCUCGUCUUCCUUCUGGAGCUGAACGCCUUCCGCAGCCUGGCGCGGCUCUGCCGCAACCUGUGCCACCGCCACCCCUGGUGGAGGGCGCGCGACGCGCAGGUGCCGGUGCAGGAGAGCAAGGAGGACGAGGAUGUGGCUCGCGAGCGGCUGCGCGUGGCCAACGUCUCCGCGGCCGCGCUCUCCGAGCAGCUCGUCGUCAAGGACCUGCGCAAGGUGUACGGGGUGAAGAACCCGCUGGUGGCCGUGGACGGGAUCAGCAUUGGGAUCCCGGCGGGCGAGUGCUUCGGCCUGCUUGGCUUCAACGGCGCCGGCAAGACGACCACCUUCAAGAUGCUGACGGGCGAGGAGACGGUGACGUCGGGCGACGCCGUCAUCGGCGGCUACAGCAUCCUCACCGACAUCCGCAAGGUGCAGCAGCGAAUCGGCUACUGCCCGCAGUUUGACGGGCUGCUCGAGCACAUGACGGGCCGCGAGACGCUGUGGAUGUACGCGCGCCUGCGCGGCGUUCCCGAGCGCCUCAUCCCGGCCAUGGUGGACGACGCGCUGCGAGCGCUGCUCGUCGAAGCGUACGCCGACAAGCUCGUGCGCACCUACAGCGGUGGCACCAAGCGCAAGCUGAGCACGGCGGUGGCGCUCAUGGGCUCUCCGCCCGUCGUGUUCCUGGACGAGCCGUCCACGGGCAUGGACCCCGUGGCGAGGCGGCUGCUGUGGGACGCGCUGAGCCGCGUGCGCGAGGAGGGCAGGGCGCUCGUCAUCACCUCGCACAGCAUGGAGGAGUGCGAGGCGCUGUGUACACGCAUCGCCAUCAUGGUGAACGGGCAGUUCCGAUGCCUGGGCAGCCAGCAGCACCUCAAGUCGCGCUACGGCAGUGGCUACACGCUGCUGGCGCGCAUUCGCGCCGAGCAGGCCGACACGCAGCCCUUCAAGCACUUUGUCGAGACCACCUUCCCCGGCAGCAUCCUCAAGGACCAGCACCAGGGCUUGGUUCACUACCACCUGACCGACAUGGACAUGAGUUGGGCCCAGGUGUUUGGGAUGCUGGAGAAGGCCAAGCGAGACUACUGCCUCGACGACUACUCCAUCAGCCAGAUCUCCCUGGAGCAGGUCUUCCUGGGCUUCGCUCGCUUUCAGCGGCACACAGAGGAGCGCCCCGAGUGACCUCCCCCCCCGACCCCGCCCCCGCGUCACCGCAGCCCGGGAAACAGCGUCUGAAGAUCCUCGUCGGGAGGGGCUGGGCUUGUUUUUGGCAAGGGCGCUCGAUUGCUCGCUCGCGAUGGGCGACAGGCGGCGUUGCCAGCAGCGCCCGUGAACCCAGGUUUAAGCGCCGUCCCCAGCCAUCAGGGCGACGCGGCCACGCCCGUCGUCCCACUGGAAUCGCCGUCGCCGCAACUCUCCGUCCAUUCAUGCGCGACGACGGCUGUCGCGUUGUUUGCACUGCACGAUGACCUCCGCUCAACAAAGAGUGUUUCCGUCUUGGGGUCCGCGUAUCCUUUCCGCCGACGGCGGACGCGGUCCCGUUCUUUUAAAAUGAAAAUGAAUUUCACUUGGCGUGAGAAGCAUGCAGGCGCGCACACGGUCUACUCGUGCAUGCCACUUGCACUUUCAUCUGUAGAAGUGCCUGAGCGUUUGCGAUAUGAGCUGUACAUCGUUUUCCCUUGCAGACGCCGGUGAAAGCAUCGAUGAUUUCUCACGCUCUUGUCGACACUUAACGCGUGCACGCGUGAAUUCAGCUAUCGCUGGCAGGGUGGACAUGAAGUUACGUUCGUCGGUAAUUAUGUUGCAGAUCUCAGAUAUGAAAAUUUCAGUUAGUUUUUCUCAUAUGGUCGUCAUACUGUAAAUUCCAGUUUUUUGUUUCAAUAUACUGAUAUAUAUACGUUUGAUGUUAUAUGAACAGAUGUCUUCUAUAAGGUAUAUUUUGCACACAGUUACUUUAAAAAAAUCGAUGAUAGAUAAAGCAAUUUUAGCUACAGUACUCACAUUACUGUCUUGCUUCCACGUUCAGGUUUUGAGGGAAUGCUACAUCUGAACCAACUCCCGUCAAAAGGAUUGCGUUAUAUCCGUGCACGCAUCAUAAAUGACCUCGGUUUCACAGCUGUCUCUCGGCAUGAUCAGCGUUCUGCUUUCAGCACACAGCUUGGAAACACAUUUGUAAUGAAAGCUGCACUUUUGGCAUUCUCUCGCAUGCGAUCGUUUAUAGCUCACUCCCUCUCACCUCUCCACGUUUGCUUUUAAACAUUGCCAGUUUGGCCUGAGUUUAUAAUACGCUUGCGUCCAAGCCAGCCCCCCACGUGGACCCGAGGAGUUGUGACGUUGGAGCCAGUGGCUUUGGACGUCAUCUCUCGUCAUUGCGUACGAGAGCCCACCGUAAUAUCGCUGUUGACCGUAUAGCACGGCUGCCACAAUACACAUCGGGCUCUCUCUGAGCAGUUGGAUUUCGAGCCCUCCUUCGAUCAAAGAUCGAAUCAGGGCGAUGGAUUUUGUGCGAGUGCCGGGUUUAGCGGACCAGCGUCCGUUCGCAUGCCGAUGGCGCUGUGGCGUCACCUGCAUGUGAACGGAAGCGUCAGGAAACCCAGCGGCAUUUGUUUAACGGGGCUGCACCAUGCUGACGAGAAGCAGAAAGUCGAAAUCGGUUUGCUACCGCAAGCUGUUGGAAAAGAUUGUUACAUUAGGCCCCGCAAUCUGAUUGACCAAAAUGUCAUCUUUACACGGGGUAAAGGAGAUCGUUGUCUGUGUGCACAUUAUUUUUCUGUUAUCCAUGAUUGGAGGCCGGGCUUCCAACAUCAAAGAGUCUCGCACGGCCUUUCAGCCCCCAGCUCUUGGCUUCUGCUCACUUUCGUGGCCGUGGACGGCGUUGUGGGUGCACAGCCCUCGCCGCGAAGUCCGUGGGUCUCUGUCAUUCCCGUAGAAGGGGGGCGCGCCUCCGCACGGCUUCGAUGCGCAACUCGCCGUCUCGGGAAUUGUCCUGCUGGGUUCGGGCAUGAGAGUCCGCAUUGAUGCGUGACCUGUUUUGUGGCCGCGCAGUCAAGAGGUCGCUCAAACCGAACUUUUUCAUUUCCUCGCAUUCUCCGCCCACAUUGAGCCUACACAAGACACGGCUUCAAUUUGGCGAUUGUGAGGUUUUUGUGUUGAGUAUACACUGGUGUGGGGGGCUGAUGAUCUCAAAGGGAGCUAUCAGGUUCUGUGUAAAUACAACUGUGUGCCGUGCAAAUGGGACGUUGUUAUUACAGCCUUGGGGCUUUAGGUUAUUUCCGUGCUCGUUGAUAUAAAAUAUCGUUGCUUUUUCCAUUUUAUAUCUGGUGGCUUUUGUCAUGGGUUGAGCUUGUGGACCACUAUUAGGUGAAUUUGGCACGUGUUUUUUUUAAACCAAAAUCAAGCACUCAAUGCAAAUAGAAAAUAUACCGUGUUUUUCAAAAGAGAAUUUAACAACAGCACAUAUGUUUAUCGAUAAUGGACUUAAGAGAGCUUCAAUAAGUAAAUACGUCUGAUCUCAACCGUGCACACAAAUGCAAGUCAAAGUGUUGGAUAAAUUACUUAAAAUGACACUUGAAAGGUCGAUGUGUGUCCGCAGUGCAAUUCAGGGGUGAUGCUCAAUUCUGGCCGCAUUCCGUUGAUUUGGUCUGCCGAUCCGUGCCCAGAGCGCCGAGCGCAGCGGGCACGAGUGCAGCUGCCAUGUCGUAGGCGCCGUCAUCCGUUUAAAAUCCUUUUUUAAACCGAAAGCCACUCCGCAGAUGUGACGCUUGAGAGAAGCCCGCAGUGUCGUGGGAGAUCCUCCACGCGGCGGACGCUCUUCCACUCUUCCCACUGCGCGACCGAGCCGUAUCCGGCGCCGUGCCGAGCCCGGGUCGGCUCAGGGGGAGCGGCGGUGGGGUUGUUUGUCCCACCGCAUCGGCCGCACGCGGCGAGCAGGUUGAGGGGUGCUCGUAGUUGACGCUGUGCAAUGGUGACGACAUCACCACUUCUAUUUUAAAGCAUAUGUACUUUUAUACGUGGAUAUCGGAGCGUAGAACUAUUUGAUUUCAUUGAGCUGAUUUAUUUGGGCUUCAUGUCUGCCAGUUCCUUUUAGACCAGGCUUCCCAAAUUAUAAUUCUCGCUUCAAGCCGUAGUGCUGGGUUAUUUUUAAAAAAUAAAAUACUGUUUACGCAAUAUCUUUAAAAAUAAAAUUUCAUACAAUUGCGGAAGAUUGGUGAAUUUAAAAUGUGGACCAUUGCACGAAUGAGGACAAGCUUAGAUGAGCAAGUUGAUCUUUGGGGGGGGGGGGGGGAAGCUACCUGUGAACAUCCAAAUACUGUACACAUCUAAUACAGGCCUGUGCGAGGCCGUGCUUAAAGUUCCAGACGUACCCCCCCCCCCCCCCGGCUUGCUGACACGUGAAGCUGAUUUUUCGACGUUAAAAGGAUCGCGUCUGCCUUACGUCGAUGCCGUGCGCGUGCAAGUGGCGAGUUGCGUGCGAUUACUUGAAAGCAUCGCCGUCGGGACCACUAGGCAGACAAACGAAACUCAAAAAAAGUCUCGAUUGUGCAUCUGGGCCAAAUAAGUGUGGAGCCAGUGGCGUUCCGUGUUGGUGGCCGUCACUCGCACAGUUCGCCCAUCGCGCCCGAGAGAGAUGAGCGAGAGAGGAGCGAGAGAGGAAUCCGAUCUUCGUGCUUUCCGUGGAACUCGCGAGCUCAGACCACGCUCGUGGUCGGCAGGGCCAGAUUCAGUUUGAUGGGGGGGGGGGGGGGGGAGCGGCCCGAGGGCUGUUCUAGUUUAGGGAGGCGGUGGGGAGGGGGUGUCUUCUUUCUAUCUUCAAUUUCUUACCUUUUUUUCAUCAUCACCUAUGCCCGGUGCCAAACACUCCAUUGUUGUCAUUCAGUGUGGUUAUUUAAACAGAACAAGCUUAACACAAUUAUUUUAGAAUGUGUCACAUUAUUUGGUGGAGAAUACAGCGGUGCUUUGACUAUAAUUAUAUCAAAUUGCCUAUAGGAUGUAUGACAUGGAUACAGUAUUGCAUUUAAGCCGUUAUAAAGCAGGACAUUUGGGGGGGGGGGGCAGCCCCCUAAAACUCCGAGGUCUGAGCUCCACACGAUGCGUCACAAACCCGCCGACGACUCACUCGCUCGCCUGUUCUAAGACCAACGAUUGGGGAAUAAAAUAAAACUUCUUUCCUGCCAAGGAUUUUCCAUGCAUAACCAUUUGAGUUGAGCCCUCUCGGGUGAGGCGUGGGGCUUGCGUUUGUUAGUUUUCGUUUUUACUUGGUGCUGUGGAAUGUCUUGCAAUGAAAAGGGAUUUAGCAUUUAACGAAAGUGAUUGUACAUAUGCAGACAUAUCUACCUUGUUGAUUUGUAGUAGCUUACUUAGCCUGAAAUUGUGAUUUGUUUUUAAUCUGGGUGGUUAGCGUGUGGCAAGAUUUUGUUGAAAUGUUUUUCCCCCACUAAAGUCUCUAUCGAAUGUUUAAUCGUGACCGAUGAGCGGACAUGGCAGACAUGCCCGCUUGGCAUGUCCCGAUCCCGUUCGAGUCUGGCCCAUUGAUUUGGUGAGAUGAAUGGGACGCCAUCCUCGCACAGUGCACAUUUCUUCUCCUCCACGCUCGCUGGGGAGAGACUGGUGGGUGGGACAGAGUGAGAGUGACCGUCAGCCACAAUGAAUUUUGUUCCAGAUCCGUCCUGCCAGCUGUGUGUGUCCAGCACGGAAUAUUAAUAAGAGAAGCUAACACCAUUCAAUGGGUAUUUCAACAGACUCGGCCGUUCAGUCCGUUCGAAGGGGGAGACGUCUGUCGCUGUGUGGACACGUCGCCCCGUCUCGUUACGUGACCUCCCGCAGCGAAACUGCGCUCACUUCGGUUGGCGAUCGACGUUCGGACGACGUAUCGGAGCGAACCGCGACCCUAAAAAGGAAUAGCACUGCCCACGUGGUGUAGCCCCCCGUGAUCCGUGGGUCAAACAAUUCACUCGAGAGCGUUUUUUUGUUGCGAAUGCUGUCGCAAAAGGUCACACGUUUGGCGCAACGGCCCUUCGCUGACUGUGCGUGAUGAUUGAUUUGCCAUUCGGUGUUGUGUUGUUUUGAAUGAAUGAUGGGGGAAGGUUCGUGCUCUCUCAAGAGGCUUAACCCAAUCUGCCCGUCUUAACCCGAAGAUGGCAUUCCAUUUUCUCGUCGCAUCUUUGUUUUGUAUUCGAUUGCGGUUGUGUGAUUGAUAUGCUUCUCGUUGUUUGGCAAUUUUUCUGUUUCUUAUUUGCAAAAAAAAUAGUUUCAAACGGUUCUUGUUUCAAUGUAUGACUGUCCUUGAUUGAUAAUGGACUUUAAAAAUCUGGGUUGAUAACAAUGCAAGUGUGCGGUUCUGCUUUGUUGUUUAACUUGUUCAAAACCAUUAUUUAUAGUCUUGUAACAAGAGUAAUUUAUAAAUUACCUUUUAAAAUAUA